Messenger RNA from Fusarium sp. VM40, 1359 nucleotides. The record is from the annotation of a GenBank genome assembly. Lineage: Eukaryota; Fungi; Ascomycota; Sordariomycetes; Hypocreales; Nectriaceae.
AUGAUGAAGAAAUUUGCUCGCGCCUACUCCUCGGCGUCAGCCACUCUCGGCUCAAACCCCGUCCCGCCCUCCAAGAUCCAAUACAUCCCUACAUCAGGGAAAUAUCCCAAGGGCUUCGUCGCUGCGGGCGUCUUGGCUGGUGUCAAGCCUGGAAACACUAGCAAGCCCGACAUCGCCCUCAUCACCUCGGACCGUCCCUGCGCGGCUGCUGGUGUCUUCACCAAGAACAAAUUCCAGGCUGCGCCCGUGACUUACAGCAGGAAACUUCUCCAGCAGAAGAAGAACGCUGGGCUGCGAAGUGUGAUCGUCAAUUCGGGCAAUGCGAAUGCCGUCACCGGCACCGGAGGGCUUGAAGAUGCGACCAAUAUGGCUCGCGCUACGGACAAGAGAGUUGGUGAUGAGGACUCUACUAUCGUCAUGAGCACUGGAGUUAUUGGACAGAGGCUACCUAUUCAGAAGAUUCUUGACAAGAUUCCUUCUGCUGUUAACAAAGCUGGCGGUUCUCAUGAGAGCUGGCUUGAGUGCGCAAAGGCUAUCUGCACCACCGAUACAUUCCCCAAGCUCAUGUCUCGAACCUUUGAGCUCCCCUCUUCCCCGGGUGUUGAGUACCGAAUUGCUGGCAUGACUAAGGGCGCGGGCAUGAUUGCCCCCAACAUGGCAACCCUUCUCACGAUCCUGGCCACUGACGCUCCUAUCGCCCCUGGUGUUAUGCCCAACGUACUUCGACACGCUGUAGACCGCUCGUUCAACUCCAUCACCAUUGAUGGCGACACCUCUACCAACGAUACUGUUGCUCUCCUUGCCAACGGUGCCGCUGGCGGUAAGGAGGUUACCUCUGAGCAGUCUCCUGAUUACAAGGCUUUCCAGGAGCUCUUGACCGAGUUCUCCAUUGAUCUGGCCAAAUACGUCGUUCGAGAUGGCGAGGGUGCCACCAAGUUCGUCACCAUCCGAGUUGUCGACAGUGCUUCCGAGGAGGCAGCGCGUCAAAUCGGACGAAGUAUCGCCAUAUCACCCCUAGUUAAAACCGCCCUCUACGGCAAGGAUGCCAACUGGGGCCGUAUUCUAUGCGCCACCGGUUACGCUCUCAUCUCUGCUCCUGGACAACCCGUAAACGAAGUCUCUGAGAUCACUCCUGAGCGUACGAAUGUUUCUUUCAUCCCCACAGAUGGCUCUCCCGAGCUUAAGCUGCUUGUGGAUGGUGAGCCUGAGCAGGUUGACGAGAAGCGAGCGGCUGAGAUCCUUGCGAUGGAGGAUCUUGAGAUUGUCGUUAAGCUGGGCACAGGCGACAAGUCUGCUGUGCAUUAUACCUGCGAUUUUAGCCAUGACUAUGUAACUAUCAAUGGUGACUACCGAACUUAG